UGAAGGAAAAGAAAUAUAAAUCUAGUGUUUAUCACACACAAGCAGUAGCAGAGACUGAAACUCAGGGACAGUUAAAAACAAGUCAAAAGCCACCAUGUAUGUUCUGUCAGAACAGUAAACAUCAACUUCAUCACUGUCCCGAGUUCAAAGGAAAGGAUCUGGAGGAACGACGGAAGUAUGUGAAAGACAAGAAACUUUGUUAUGGCUGCUUGAGGACAGGCCAUAAUGCAAAAGAUUGCCGCAACAGACCUUCAUGUGAGAACUGUAAAGGAAGACAUCCUACACUUCUUCAUGACGAUAACUACACCAAAGCUAAACCCACAUCAGUCCCAAAUAUAAGCACCACAGAGGAAACAGCAUCUACAUUGUCUCUUAGUGUGACAACCAAGGAGCCAUCCACUAACACCUCGAUGAUCGUACCUGUGUGGGUUUCUUCUAUCAGUAAUCCAGGUAUGGAAAAACUUGUUUAUGCUCUGCUUGAUAGUCAAAGUGACACAGUUUUUAUUGAUGAAGAAGUUAGUAACAGUUUGCAAGUCAAGACACAUCCUGUAAGGUUGAAGCUAACAACAAUGACAGGAAAGGACACAAUAAUGCAUAGUCAAAGAGUGUCAGAUUUGAGAGUGAGAGGUUACAGCUCUGCCACCUACAUCGAUCUCCCCCCUGUUUACACCAAGGACUCUAUACCAGUGAAUCGAACGCACAUUCCUACCUGUGACACGGCACGGCACUGGAAUCAUCUAAUCAAAAUUGCAGAUGAAAUCCCAUCACAGCUGGAAUGUGAAGUCGGUCUGCUGAUCGGCUACAAUUGCUCAAGAGCGCUGGCACCACGGCAGGUAAUCCUGGGAGGAGACAAUGAACCAUAUGCUGUUCGUACGGAUCUUGGUUGGAGUAUUGUAGGCUGUUCAUUACCUCAUCAUGACUCACCAAGCAGCACAAACAUGUGUCACAGGGUUUCUGUCAGAGAGCUUCCUCCUGUAACUCCAGCAGAGGCCCUCAGAGUCCUUGAAUCUGAUUUUAAGGAUGCUAACAAGGAUGAAAAGACUGUUUCCCAAGAUGACAUCCACUUCCUAGAUGUGUUAAAGGAAGGAAUCAGGAGAAACAGUAAUGGACAUUAUGAGAUGCCUCUCCCCUUUAAAGAGAGACCCCAUCUCCCUAACAAUAAGCAACAAGCUCUGGUACGGCUAAAUCAACUCAAAAGAAAGCUAAUGAAAGAUGACAAGUACAGAGAGCACUAUAUAAACUUUAUGGAUGAAAUUAUCCAAAAGGGUGAAGCAGAGGAGGUUUGUGAUCAAGGAAAAGAAGGAGAGAGAUGGUAUAUUCCCCACCACGGAGUCUAUCACUCUAAAAAACCCGAUAAACUCCGUGUAGUUUUUGACUGUUCUGCCAAGCACAAGGGAACAAACCUGAAUGACCACCUUCUGUCAGGGCCAGAUCUGCUAAAUAAUCUGAAUGGUGUGCUUCUCAGAUUCAGAAAGCACUACAUUGCAUUGAUGUGUGACAUCGAAAAGAUGUUCCAUCAGUUCUAUGUUUAUAAAGCUGACAGAGACUACCUACGCUUCUUGUGGUGGAAAGACAGCAACUUCAAUGCAGAGCCGUAAGAAUUCAGAAUGAAAGUGCAUCUCUUUGGUGCGGCGUCAUCGCCAGGAUGCGCUAACUAUGGACUGAAGCAGCUUGCUAAAGACAAUGAGAUGGAAUUUCCACUUGGAUCACAAUUCAUCAUGAAGGAUUUUUAUGUUGAUGAUGGUGUUACCAGUAUAGAAAAUGUGGAUGAUGCUAUUCAGCUUGCACAAGAAGCGCAGAAGCUCUGUGCUAGAGGUGGUCUAAGAUUGCACAAGUUUGUGUGUAACAACAGAGCUGUACUGGAGAGUAUACCAUCAUCUGAGCAUAAUGCUGAAGUGAAAGCUCUGGAUCUGGUCUUCAAGGAUGUGACUUUAGAGAGAGCCUUGGGUAUCCACUGGCACAUCGCAUCAGACACCUUCAGAUUUCGUCUCAGCCUAAAAGACCAGCCAGCAACACGACGUGGUAUCCUGUCAACGGUGGCAUCCAUUUUUGACCCGCUGGGAUUUAUUGCCCCUAUCCUGCUAACUGGGAAAAGGGUGCUUCAGGAAAUAUGUAGACAUGGCAUAGGCUGGGACGAUCCCCUGCCCUGUGAACUGCAACCAGUGUGGGAGCGCUGGAAGAAGGAUCUUACAAAUUUAGAGAAAAUCACUGUACCACGCUGCUAUGUGCCUCCUGGUUUCGGCCGAGUUGUGAAAAGGGAGCUACAUCAUUUUUCUGAUGCGAGCACAUGUGGUUAUGGACAGUGUUCAUAUCUGAGACAAGUGAAUGAAGGUGGAAAUGUCCAUUGUGCUCUGGUCAUGGGGAAAUCCAGAGUGGCUCCAAUCAAGGUCACAACGAUACCUCGGCUAGAACUGGCAGCCGCUGUUGUGUCAGCCACAGCAAGCAACACUUUGAAGGAGGAGCUUGGUUUGACAGAUGUUGUUGAAUAUUUCUGGACCGAUUCGAAAGUGGUCUUGGGAUAUAUUCACAACGAGGCACGUCGUUUUCACACCUUCGUCGCAAAUCGGAUACAGAAAAUACAACUCAGCUCCUCUCCUCAGCAAUGGAGGUAUGUCUCAACUAAGGAUAACCCAGCAGAUAUUGCAUCCAGGGGAUCAAGUGCAAGUGAGAUUCUCAUUUCAAGCUGGUUUUCAGGACCUCAAUUCUUGCAGGAAAAGGAGAUUCCGCCAGCUACAAAUGUCUGCACAGAAAUACAGAUUGGAGACCCCGAAGUGAAGAGGAUUCAGAUUCUUAGAACACAGAAACAGGAACAGUUAAGUCUCUCAGAUCGCUUGUCAAAGUUUUCUUCAUGGUCAAAGGCAAUCCAGGCUGUUGCUCGUCUUAUUCGUCGUGUUAAGAAUGACAAGUCGACAAACCACAGCACUGUACAAGAGCAAGAACACGCACAACGCAUCAUCAUAAGAGACUUACAGAGACAAGUGUAUCCAGAAGAGAUAAAGUUGCUCAGUAAGGUAGCUCAACUUCCUUCUCAGAGUAAACUGUUUAAGAUGGAUGUCUUUCUUGAUCAGGAUGGACUUCUUAGGGUGGGAGGAAGACUGAAAAAUGCAUCACUACCUACCUCACUGAAGCAUCCAGUCGUUAUACCGAAAAAUCAUCACAUCACCAAGGCAAUAAUUGCUCAUUGUCAUGAGAAAGUGCAGCAUCAGGGUAAGGGUCUAACUAUUAAUGAGAUUAGAUCAAAUGGAUUCUGGAUUCCAGGAAUCAACAGAGCUGUGGCAACGCAUUUACAUCAAUGUGUUACAUGUCGGAAACUCAGAAGGUUCACAGAGAAACAACGUAUGGCAGAUUUGCCACCUGAGCGUGUGGAUCCAUCACCACCUUUCACCUACUGUGGGAUGGACUGUUUUGGUCCGUUUCUCACUAAACAAGGACGCAAGGUACAAAAGAGAUACGGCUUGCUUUUCACCUGCCUUUGCUGUCGAGCUAUUCACAUUGAAAUGUUAGACGACAUGUCGACAGAUGCCUUCAUAAACGGACUCCGAUGUUUCAUCGCCAUAAGAGGAGCAGUACGCGACAUAAAGUGUGACCAAGGAACGAACUUCGUUGGAGCUAGAAAUGAACUUAAUGAAGCUCUCAAACAAGUGGAUGCUAACCGCCUGACCACAUUUUUGGCUGAGAAACAAUGUGACUUUAGUAUGAACGCUCCACAUGCAAGCCAUGCUGGAGGCGUAUGGGAGAGACAGAUCCGAACGGUGAGGAAUAUUCUUCGUUUCACUCUUUCAUCUUCAUCAGGCAGGCUGGACGAUGCCUCUUUACGGACAUUCUUUUAUGAGGCAGCAGCUAUUGUAAACAGCCGUCCACUCACAGUUGACAGCUUAAAUGAUCCAGACAGUCCAGAGCCACUAACACCUAAUCACCUGCUUACCAUGAAACCUACAGCAGCUUUACCACCUCCUGGCAGAUUCAUCAGAGAGGACCUGUAUGCUCGCAAGAGGUGGCGGCGUGUACAGUAUUUGGCCGAGCUGUUCUGGGGUCGGUGGAGAAGAGAGUAUGUCUAUAAUAUCACCACCAGACAACGUUGGCAUAAUCCAAGAGGAAAUCUCAAGGUCGGCGACAUUGUGCUGAAAAAGACAGAGGAUUUACCUCGCAAUGAGUGGAAAUUGGCUAAAGUUGAAGAGACAAUAACUGAUAAAGAUGGACUAGUGAGGAGAGUAAAGAUUCGUGUUGGAGAUCGGAAGAUAGGAAGGAAUGGACAGCGUUCAGGCAAGCCAUCCAUCAUUGAACGUCCAGUACAGAAGCUGGUCCUGCUCUUAGAGACUGCUUAAUCAUCUGCUUCACUCCUCUGCCAUAUCCUUUGCUUUAUGAAGAGUUUAAGGACCUCUCUUUUUUUUUUUUACUCAAGUAUUAAAGGUUGCAUGGUUUAGAAAUCAUUCAUGCUUUACAUCCCAUAAUUGAUGAAAACCAGUAAUGAUUUGGUGGGAGUGUAAAUUACCUUUAUUAUGAUCAAACAUGUCAGUUAAUUUGUUGUUUUUAUUUUUGUGUAAUUGGUGUUAUGAAAAGCGACUCGAUGUCAGCUCACUAUUUUUUAUUUUUUUUUUAUAUUUAGAAAAGGCAAUUUCCGUUUUAUUUUGAAAGUCGCUCGCCGAGACCCCUUCACUUCCGGUUUUUCUUUUAACGCUUACUAACUGACGGUAAAUUGCAGUAAAGGUAUUCCGAAGUUUAUAAAAGGCACUAGCACCUGGCUAUACAGGGCACAAGCUCUUAAGGUGAGUUCAUAUGCUGCCUUCAAAGACCAUUCUAAAAUAAAGGAAUAUGAACCAUCAGUUAAAGAGUCAGACCAUCAAUUAGCCGGGACGCUACA
Cyprinodon tularosa is the source of this 4861-nucleotide messenger RNA. RefSeq lists its product as uncharacterized. The record is from RefSeq and is a predicted model, not a curated record. The transcript is spliced from 2 exons. Lineage: Eukaryota; Metazoa; Chordata; Actinopteri; Cyprinodontiformes; Cyprinodontidae. Gene Ontology annotation, molecular function: nucleic acid binding. The coding region runs from base 1608 to 4325 and encodes 905 amino acids. Gene Ontology annotation, biological process: DNA integration.